ACUGGAAGUUUGGGUUUAUAGGUUGAGCUGAGUUUACCCUUUCAGUUUUCAGUUCAGACCAUAGACUGAUUCAAACCCUUGUGUUCGGGUCUGAGACCCUCUUUCCGGACGGUGUGAGAGGUGUGAGUCUCUCUGUGGAGGUUUGACUGGGUUUACAGGGACAGCUCUUCGCCCUGUGUGUGCAGAAAUCCUCUUUUCUGCGGUUUCUUUCUUCAGAGAACUGAAUCACAUGAUCAGUCUUUUGUCAUAAGACACUGAUGAAGCAGCGGCCGGGAGUGAGUGAAACCCCCGAGCGGCUCUCCGCUGGUGUUUUUAUUGUCUUUUGACCGGUUCUAGGGCUCAGCCAUGAGCUUCGCUUCUUCGGUGAAACAGAUGUUGUGACUCUUUGAGGGAUCGCUGAAACAUGGCACACUGUGGAGUCCGGGCUGCUGUGCUCUGCGCCUGGCUGAUCGGAGUGGUGAGGAGCCAGACCACGCUCACCCCUGCAGUGACUGCCAGCACAGUCAGUGAGAAUGUGACCACCACCACUCCCGCCAUGAUCAGCACCACUGCUAUUGGUUGCUCUGCACUCAACACCUCCACCUGUGAAGCUUGUGCUCCAGGCACUUACUACGACAACGACACCUUGCUGUGUUUGUGUUGUCCGGAGGUGGGACUCUGCAUGUUCCCUGGAGCCUGUCUACCCUGCUUUCAGGGCUUUUAUCAGCCGUUAGCAGGCCAGCAGACAUGCCUGCCCUGUUUGCCAGGCUUCUACACCAACUUCACUGGCAGCCCUGUGUGCCAGGCAUGUCCUCCUGGUUCAUUCACCAACAACACUGGCUCCCUUUCCUGUAGAACCUGUUCACCAGGUUUUUAUACAUCAGAACGGAAUGCCACUUUGUGUAACCCAUGUCCAGAAGGCACGUACUGCAACUCCUCCAGUUGUGUCCAAUGCCAAAUAUGUCCUGCAGGCUCUGAGGCUCUACAGGACGGAGCUAAAGAUUGCACCCCUUGUCGACCAGGUAUGCACAAGCCCUCACGCCAAAAAAUGUGUCAGAUCUGUAGCAGUGGCUUCUAUCAGAUCAGCUGGGGCCAGGAGAACUGUGACAUCUGCCCUGAAAACCACUACUGUCCUAGUCCUGAUGUGAAUCCAAUCCAGUGUCCCAGUGAUGCUUUCUGCCCGGAAGGCAGCACUGCACCAGGUUACUGCAUGGAGACGUUCUUCAGAAAAGCUGGGGACACGUGUGAACUUGCACCUGUCACUAUAGCUCUGCUUGUUAUUGGAGGAGGAGUGGCACUUCUUUUUAUCAUCCUCCUGGUCUUAAGGAGAAGGAAGGAUACAGACAGUGAACUGUCGCUGUCACGUGCCCCCCUCUUGCGGAAGGAGCGACCACCUGGCCGCUUGUAUGGAGUCCCCUGUGAUGCAGAGCCAGUGUACGCAGGGUGGUGAUAAAUGCAUUGUUUACAAAAACUAAAUCUAUCAAGCCACUGUGAGCUCCAGAGGGGGACAGGAUGAUCUCCUCUGAAAAUGGACAGUUAAAAGACAUUAAGCUGCAGUGGCUGUUCUUAAAUUUUGAAAGAUGUACUAGCUGUACAGGUUUUGUCUCUAAAUGUUUCAAACCCUUUAUUUCAUUAAGAUGUUAUCUGCAGUCUGGCUCAAAAACCUUAAUUAAAUGAAAAUCGUCUCAGUGAGGCAUUUUCAUCCUCUUUUUUUGGUAGCUCCUUCAGACCACGUCCAAUAAAAAUGAGAGAAUUUUUAUCUGACACCUUAAGUAAAAAUGCAAAUAAUUGGGAGACUGUAAUUUUGUGUUGUUUUUUUUUUUAAUAUUGUUUACGCAAUGCACUGGACUUUGUUACACUGUGGUUAAGAUUUUUAGUAUGUGCUGGACUUUGCCUUUGUUGCCCUCUAGAUUGUAUUUAUUUACUGGUGCCUCUGCUUAUGGUACUUAAAAAUUGUGUUUUAUGUUUAAGUUUGUGUUACUCUUUGUAUUUAAUUUUUCAAAAGAAGCACACUUGAUGAUAGUUCCAGGGCAGGUGCUGGAAUAAAAGGCUUUGCACAACUUUUUUUUUUAUCAAUGUCUGGGGUUCCCAACUAAUUUUGAAAAAAAAAAAUAAUAUAGACCUGGCUCCACAAUAAGAACAUGCUACUAAGUUUAAAUAUAUUGCAAGUAUAUAUUGUAUUACAGAAAAGUAAUUUAAUCAUUUCUGCCUGCACACCAAGUGGCAGCUGCUACAGUAUUAAAAACAGUUGCACAUCUUAACCUUUCAGUAUGCUCUCAGGCAGCCAGCACAGUAAGCUGCCACAUCCUAAAAAAAUGGCAUGCCUAUCAGCACAUUCUUCAGCAAAUGGCACACCAACUGUCAAUCACUACGCAGCAACCGAGGCACCUUAAAGUCGCUGGCACACUUACUGCCACUGGCACACCAAAUCUUACAACAAUCGUCACAGGAGCCAGCUCAUCAGCACACUUAAAUUCAUUUUUAUAUCGCUAAUACUUUGAAACAACAUUGAUCUCUGACCUCAGAAUUGAUUUAUUUGUUCACAUUGAUUUUAUGUUGAUUCAACAUUGUGGUUUUAUAUGUAUGGCUUAUAUUAAACUUUACUGACAUUAAAUAUGUAUUGUAUUCUAA
This is a messenger RNA of Astyanax mexicanus (Mexican tetra), 2610 nucleotides long. Its product is annotated as laminin subunit alpha-2. NCBI's taxonomy places the organism in Eukaryota, Metazoa, Chordata, Actinopteri, Characiformes, Acestrorhamphidae. The record is from RefSeq and is a predicted model, not a curated record. The coding region runs from base 404 to 1429 and encodes 341 amino acids. The transcript has 9 exons. Gene Ontology annotation, molecular function: protein binding.